AUAAAGACUCCCCACAUCAAGGAUCUUUAAGAUGUUGGCACCCCAGCAUUCGGUUCUGGUUUUAAGCUGAGUCACGCAUGGAGCCAAAAACUGAAACAACUAUUGUGCAGUAGAGCAUCAAAUGAAGCUCAGUAAUGGCGCUAAUGGCAACCAGAACAAAGCUCUUUAGGCUGCUGACGACUCUCACCACGAAAGCACCAAUUUUGGGAUCUGGGUCUUGCUCCAAUGGCGUUAAGGGACCGGUUCGGGUCGACCGGGGAGGUGGGCUCGGGUUGACGGCCUAUUCGACCUCUGCUGUGGCACAGCAAGAGCCAGGGGUCGUUGGGUCGAGGCACAUGGGUUUGGAGAUAUUGGGUGUGAAAGAUUAUGAAGAUUAUAGGAGGUCUCUUUAUGGUGAAAUCACCCACAAGGCUCUGCUUGUUGAUGCUGUUGGCACCCUUGUUGUUCCUUCCCAGCCAAUGGCUCAGAUAUAUAGGAAGAUAGGCGAGAAGUAUGGAGUGGAGUACUCAGAGGCUGAGAUUUUGAACAGAUACAGAAGGGCUUACGAGCAGCCUUGGGGUAGAUCUCGUCUCAGGUAUGUAAAUGAUGGGAGACCCUUCUGGCAAUAUAUAGUCAGUUCUUCCACUGGCUGUUCAGAUUCCCAGUACUUUGAAGAACUUUAUAACUACUAUACAACUAACAAGGCUUGGCACCUCUGUGAUCCUGAUGCUGAGAAAGUGUUUCAAGCUCUGAGAAAAGCAGGCGUCAAAGUAGCUGUUGUGUCAAAUUUUGAUACUCGAUUAAGACCUCUUUUGCAGGCUCUAAAUUGUGAACAUUGGUUUGAUGCGGUAGCAGUAUCAGCCGAAGUUGAAGCAGAGAAGCCAAAUCCAACAAUAUUUCUUAAAGCUUGUGAAUUAUUAGGAGUAAAACCUGAGGAUGCAGUGCAUGUGGGAGAUGAUCGUAGGAAUGAUAUAUGGGGUGCCAGAGAUGCAGGCUGUGAUGCUUGGCUUUGGGGAAGUGAUGUUCACUCCUUUAAGGAGUUUAACACUCUUCCUCAUUUGGUGGCCCGACAUGAAUUUGAUUGGAGUUUAGUCCAAGCCGGUCCUUAUGAGUUCCACCCCUAUAGAUAAGACUUGUGGCUCAGAGGGUAGGGGUCCAAGUUUAAAAUGAUGUCUCAUGCAACAUGAAUGGUGCUCUCUCUGUACAGGUUUCUUUAGCUCCAAUGGGGGCGUUAUGUAUAUUUGUGCUUUGUUGUAAUCUGUAUAAGACGUGAGGCUAGAACGCUAACUUGAAACAUAAAGAGAAAAUAAUGUAAGACAUCUAUGGCUUUUUUUGUUUGUUUGUGUGUGAGUGAAAAUGGUGUGCAAUUUCUAUA
This is a messenger RNA of Prunus persica (peach), 1354 nucleotides long. Its product is annotated as haloacid dehalogenase-like hydrolase domain-containing protein 3. The transcript is spliced from 7 exons. Bases 135 to 1109 code for a protein of 324 amino acids. NCBI's taxonomy places the organism in Eukaryota, Viridiplantae, Streptophyta, Magnoliopsida, Rosales, Rosaceae. The record is from RefSeq and is a predicted model, not a curated record.